This is a messenger RNA of Oryzias latipes (Japanese medaka), 1152 nucleotides long. Its product is annotated as tropomyosin alpha-1 chain. Lineage: Eukaryota; Metazoa; Chordata; Actinopteri; Beloniformes; Adrianichthyidae. The record is from RefSeq and is a predicted model, not a curated record.
AUAUCUUGAGUGAGUUUGGUUCUUCCACCAGCUUAGACAAGCUCUAGAACCUGUUUUAGACAAAAUCCUCUGUUUGUUUUCCCUGUCAGCUUCAGGAACCCAACAGCCAAAAUGGAAGCCAUCAAGAAGAAAAUGCUCAUGCUGAAGUUGGACAAGGAGAACGCACUGGACCAGGCAGAACAAGCUGAGGCUGACAGGAAAGCAGCUGAGGACAGAAGUAAACAGCAUGAAGAUGAACUCCUGCAAAUGCAGAAGAAGCUGAAGUCGACGGAGGAUGAGCUGGAUAAAUACUCUGAGGCCCUGAAGGACGCUCAGGAGAAGCUGGAAGUUGCUGACAAAAAAGCAGCUGAUGCUGAGGCUGAAGUGGCUUCCCUGAACAGGCGCAUCCAGCUCGUGGAGGAGGAGUUGGACCGAGCUCAGGAGAGACUGGCAACAGCGUUACAGAAACUGGAGGAAGCAGAGAAGGCAGCAGAUGAGAGUGAAAGAGGCAUGAAGGUAAUCGAGAACAGGGCCCUAAAAGAUGAAGAGAAGAUGGAGCUGCAGGAGAUUCAGCUAAAAGAAGCUAAACACAUAGCAGAGGAAGCCGAUCGCAAAUAUGAAGAGGUGGCUCGUAAACUAGUGAUUGUUGAAGGGGAGCUGGAGCGUACAGAGGAGAGGGCAGAACUUGCCGAGGCUAAAUGUGCUGAACUGGAAGAAGAACUGAAGAAUGUCACCAACAACCUCAAGUCUCUGGAAGCUCAGGCUGAGAAAUACUCUCAAAAGGAGGACAAAUAUGAAGAGGAAAUCAAGAUUUUAACUGACAAACUCAAGGAGGCUGAAACCAGAGCUGAGUUUGCAGAAAGAUCUGUCGCUAAGCUGGAGAAGACUAUUGAUGAUUUAGAAGAUGAGCUUUAUGCUCAGAAACUGAAGUACAAAGCCAUCAGUGAAGAACUGGACCAUGCUCUAAAUGACAUGACUUCUAUCUAACCGUCCACAAUCUGGUCUGGCUUGACAAGAUCCCGUGCAGAACCCCUCCCCCCAUCACAUAUGUUCCAGUGGACGUUAUUCACUCUGUGAUGAAAGUUUGUUGUGCAUUUUGAGCUGUUAAUUGUCCGUGCCCACCAGUUCUUUACUAUCAAGUGUGACCCAAAGUAUUAAAAAAAAUCUUUGGAA